CACCCCUUGGGCGCUCACUCCGCGCUUCCCUCCGGAGGGGCCGGUCGUGUGGGGCUGGUGCUCUUUGGCGAGCGAGUCUGGGGCCUCGAUCCGGGCCAUGAGGACGCCCACGCCACUGAGGCGGGGCCCUCACUGAGGAAAGGAGAGCAGGGAAGGAAAGAAAGAAAGAGGAUUGACCCUCUCCCGAGAGAGCGUCUUUCGCCAUGCCGGCCAAGAGGAAGCUGGUCCCGCCGGCCCUCAACAUCACCCCCACCAUCGCCGAGGGAGCCCCCGUGCCCGCCGCAGGGGAGCCCGCCCACGGAGCCGAAGCUCAUCUUGUUGACCUCCAGAAGAAGCUGGAAGAGCUGGAGCUGGACGAGCAGCAGAAGAAGCGGCUGGAGGCCUUCCUCACACAGAAGGCCAAAGUUGGAGAGCUGAAAGAUGACGACUUUGAGAGGAUUUCAGAGCUGGGAGCCGGCAACGGCGGGGUGGUCACCAAAGUACAGCACAAACCUUCAGGGCUAAUCAUGGCACGGAAGUUGAUUCACUUGGAGAUCAAGCCUGCCAUCCGGAACCAGAUCAUCCGCGAGCUCCAGGUGCUUCAUGAAUGCAACUCCCCAUACAUCGUGGGCUUCUAUGGCGCUUUCUACAGCGAUGGGGAGAUCAGCAUCUGUAUGGAGCACAUGGAUGGAGGCUCCCUCGAUCAAGUCCUGAAGGAAGCCAAGAGGAUCCCUGAAGAAAUCCUGGGGAAAGUCAGCAUUGCAGUUCUGCGAGGCCUGGCCUACUUGCGAGAGAAGCACCAGAUCAUGCACAGAGAUGUGAAGCCUUCGAAUAUCUUAGUGAAUUCUCGGGGGGAGAUUAAGCUCUGUGAUUUCGGGGUCAGCGGCCAGCUCAUUGACUCCAUGGCAAAUUCCUUUGUGGGCACGCGUUCCUAUAUGUCUCCUGAGCGCCUCCAAGGCACUCACUACUCGGUCCAGUCGGACAUCUGGAGCAUGGGCCUCUCCCUGGUGGAGCUCUCCAUCGGGAGGUACCCCAUCCCUCCGCCAGAUGGCAAGGAGCUGGAGGUCAUCUUUGGGCGGCCUGUGCUCGACGGGGCCGAAGCAGAAUACCACAGCAUCUCGCCCCGGCCCCGCCCCCCUGGGCGUCCCAUCAGCGGCCACGGGAUGGACAGCCGCCCUGCUAUGGCCAUCUUUGAAUUGCUGGACUACAUUGUGAACGAGCCGCCCCCGAAGCUGCCGCCCGGGGUUUUCACGCAGGACUUUCAAGAGUUCGUGAAUAAAUGCUUAAUUAAAAACCCCGCAGAACGGGCAGAUCUCAAGAUGCUGAUGAACCAUGCCUUUAUCAAACGCUCGGAGGUGGAAGAGGUGGACUUCGCGGGCUGGCUCUGCAAGACGCUGCGCCUGAACCAGCCCAGCACUCCCACCCGCACCGCCAUGUGAACGCCAAGCGCAAACUGCCUUCUACUUCUUCUUCUUCUUCUUGUAUCCCCCACAGACACAGACACACUUUCUUCUUUCUUUGUGCACCUGCUUGCCUGCUGCCAUUGGCGGCCCUUCCUUCCUUCCUUCCGUCCCUCUUUCCUUCCUUUCUCGGUUACCACUGUGCUUGUCCUGCCCUUCCUCUAUUCUCCCCUUCCUCCCUUCGCUCCAAAAAAGGCACAGCGCCUUUUGCGGGGAAAUCACCCUGUCAUCCUACAGCAAGACGCCAGCUUUUACUUCUCUCUUUCUCUUUGUGAUGUUCCUGUUUCGUUCCGUUUCCUUUUCUCCUGAGUAGGGCGGGAGAGGAAAAGAAAGGGCUGACUUCUCACCAAAGGAGCACAUCUUCCUUCCUUCCUUGCUUCCUUUUUCCUUGAUGCACUUACAGAACGGCUUGUAGCAGAGCGAGGCCUUAUCUAGGGGUCGCAGCAGGUGUGGUCAGGGCCCAUACACUUCCAACAAACCCGUCAGGAUCGGGGGAAGAGAGCGAGCUGCGAGGUUGAGGAAGGCAGCCAUAAACUCCCUUCCUGCUCUCCUCGAAUCUCGCUCCCUGUUUCCCAUUCCCAUCAAAGUCUCCCAAAACGACAAGGCCACUGUCUAUGCACUUAACACACAGAGUUGGACCUUGGUCCUCAAUUCUCCUCCUGCUUUUGCAAGGGGUUUCCCUUUGCUCUGCAGAGCACUAUGACUUCGAAAACCCCGCAUGCCCCUCUCUCCCAGACUUGAGAGAAGGGGCACGAGCGGGCUGCUUCCCAGAACAGCUCCUUCAGCGGCAUCUCCACUUGGUUCUUCUGCAAAAGGGAUAUGGUUGCCAGUAAGUAGCCGUGGCAGCCAUGACCACGCUGGGCCAUGAUCUAAUGAUCCCACAGCUUCGGAAACCGGGCUUUCCUUCCUUCCUUCCCUUCUUGUUAAGCUCUUCCCUUUGUCCCAAGAGGCGUCACGAUGCUUUGCCUCUGCACCCAAUGCUCUCUGUGGCAAAGGACGAGCCCCUCUUUCAAGCUGAAGGAGGACCUUUUCUGGAGCUGUUGUCCAGCUCUGGGAUUUCCCUCAGGUCCCCCUAAAUAUGCCACUGUCUUCCCCACAACCAUCCAACCGCUCAAUUCCCUUUUUGCCGAUGAUUUCCUUCCCUUAGCUGGUUUUUGAGUGAUUCGAUGACUUGAGACAAGAAUAAAGCAAAAGACGAUUGUGUCGAGCACCGUAGGCCUAGCUCUGCGGUGCCCUCUGAGUGAUUGACUUGAAAGGACCCUAUGGCCUUCAAGUUUGACCCAAGUAAUAUUUAAAAAGAAAGAAGAAUAAAGUAAGGAAUGGCUGGGUCUUAGGCCUGGCUUUGCUUUGCCAUAAGGUUUGUGUUUGACUAAGUCUGACCCGAAAGUGAGAGCUAAUACUAUCCAUUAAAACCCAAGAAUAAUUAAAGGAUGGUUGGAUCUUAGGGCUGGCUUUGCCUUGCCAUCCCUUUGCAGUCAAAGGCGUCACUAUGGUACGUCUUUGGCCGAAUUUCACCGCUCCCUUGUACCAUUGCCUUCCGUCCGCCCGUUAAAUGCUGUUGACUGGGGUUCAAAUCCCUUCAAUUGGGGUAUAUAUAUCUCACAAUGGCUUAAGCUUUCAGAUUAAACCCUCAAUGGAAUGGUCUUUAUCUUAAAAUGCCCUUUAACUUAUUUGACGGAUGCAUUUCGGACUCCCUUCGCUGAGUUGUUUUGGGUCCAUUCUCCCUUUUUGUCCUUCCAACGACUUGGAGGUUUUCUUUACGGAGGAGAAAAGGACGAUGGGUUUUCACGCCUUUUUGCAUCAAGAGAACACGUGUUUGGGCCCCGUUAUCUGUUGCAAACUCUGGUUUUCCCACAUCUCCCUUCCUUUCCAAUAGUUUCCUCCCCACUUCCCAACCGUCAUAACCCCGAAUGGGGAGCAAGCAAACUCUUUGCAAUCUGAAUGUAUAAAACAUGAUAUCUGGUGUAUUUCCGAAGGCUUUUUAACAAUAACAGCAAAUAUAUAUAUGUAAGUUGUCCACAAUUCCAUAGAGAUUGCCUGACCCCAAUGUGCUUCUGUGUACUCCUUUUUUUUCCCCCUUUGGACAAUGAGGCUUUUGCAGGUGUGUAUGUAUGUGCUGGGGUUGGGAGGUCGGGGGAAGAAAGUAUGUUUUCUUUGCCUCUAUUUAAAUUUUGAAAAGGAAAAAAUAAUAUUUAGUAUGAUGUUCUACUGUUAAGAGGGGUCCUUUCUCUCUUUUGGAUCUGUGUGCUCUUUCUUUCAGCUUCGGUUAUUAUUUUGGGGAGUGUUUUCAGGAGAAUGUCUUGAGUAUUUUGACAGUGCAAUUUAUUUUUUCCUUUUUUAAUUUUAUUUUAAGAAACUCAAUAUUUUCAUCACGGGGAGAUAAAAUAAAUGGCACUUUACAUUAAGAGAAA
Messenger RNA from Anolis sagrei ordinatus, 3850 nucleotides. RefSeq names its product mitogen-activated protein kinase kinase 2 (gene MAP2K2). NCBI's taxonomy places the organism in Eukaryota, Metazoa, Chordata, Lepidosauria, Squamata, Anolidae. The record is from RefSeq and is a predicted model, not a curated record. Gene Ontology annotation, biological process: protein phosphorylation. Gene Ontology annotation, molecular function: ATP binding; protein kinase activity.